This is a messenger RNA of Aspergillus novofumigatus IBT 16806, 634 nucleotides long. RefSeq lists its product as uncharacterized. The coding region runs from base 102 to 458 and encodes 118 amino acids. The transcript has 3 exons. The record is from RefSeq and is a predicted model, not a curated record. NCBI's taxonomy places the organism in Eukaryota, Fungi, Ascomycota, Eurotiomycetes, Eurotiales, Aspergillaceae.
UCAAGAUUUCCCUUCGUUUAAAGAGCUGGGAAAUCGCUGCUCGCGAAAAGACACCUGUUCCGUUAUAUUAGAUCGAAUUUCAUCUCGCAUCAACCGUCACAAUGGCCACGCCCAAGGGACCUUUCCGUCUUGUUACUGUCAACACUGCUCCCGAGAGAGCCAAGCGUCUAAUCGGACGUGUUGCCGAUACCCUCAAGGACCGAUAUACCAUCAUUCACGUGGACAACUGCGAGAAAAUCGAGGAGGUUGCUCCUAAGGUGAAGGAGCAUAUGCCUGACGUUCUGUUCAGCGCCUCCAUGUGGACCGCCGAGGAAGCCCGCCAGAUCCACCAGAUCGCCAGAGAAAUCAAGCCCGAUAUCAAGCUACAUGCCAUUCCCACCGGUCUCCAAGUCGAACGGGGCCCCGACGCCAUUGUCGAAUAUCUCUGCGAGAAGGUGCCACCACUUCUGGAUGCUUAAGUCACGGAUUCUGAGUCGGCCAUUUGAAACCAGCGCCAUCGUACCAUGAUUUAUGUCUGUCCUUGUAUAUAUAUCCUGUAACUGACCACGGCGAGCUGAGUGAGCACUACCUUAGUCGGCUUGUAUUUCUUGUAUUGCUUAGCGUUCAAAGCUACCGUACCAAUAGACGAGUUUUC